Prorocentrum cordatum is the source of this 429-nucleotide messenger RNA. The record is from the annotation of a GenBank genome assembly. Lineage: Eukaryota; Dinophyceae; Prorocentrales; Prorocentraceae.
AUGCUGGAGCCGGCAAGAAGCGUAUAUGAUACCGCAAUCAGCUCGAUGAUGCAGGGGAUUGCGAUUGGGUCAUCUAGUUCAGGGCUAGGCGGCCAGACACGAGGUGAGCUGGGCGAGGCGUCUGGCGAGCUGGAGGUCGCGUUUGCUCAGCCUUGCGAGACGCCCGUGAAGGACGUCCCAGACCGCAUUGAACUAUCCGAUCAGGAGAACGACCUGGUGUCCAAGAGCCACUCGUCGAUCAAGUUUGCGAUCCCCAUCGGCGCCAUCGGUCGUAUUCUGGAGCGUCCCUGGAGCGAACUUGCGGCCAGUGGAGCAACUUUUGCAGUCGACCAGACUGAAGUGGAGGGCAUGGUCACAUUGAACGGCUCUCUGGAUGCAGUGCACAGAGCACAUCGCUUAAUCAUUGAGCGGAUCUCAGCUGAUCACUGA